AUGGCGGCCCCCUGGGACGUGGCCUCGGCCUCCAGCGCGGCCCUCUUCCGCCUCCGCCACCUCCGCCUGGGCCUGGAGCUGCGCCCCGAGGCCCGCGCCCUGGCCGGCUGCCUGGUGCUCGAGCUCGCCGCCCGCCGCCCGGCCCCGCGCCGCCAGCCCCGGCGCCUCGUCCUCGACGCCCACCCCGCCCUCCGCGUCGCCUCCGUCGCCUUCCGGGCCGGACCCGCCCGCGCCCCCGAGGGCCGCGACGAGGAGGAGGCCGGCCCCACGCCGCCGCCCUGCCGCUUCGUCUUCCCCGAGGCCUCGCCCCACGAGUUGCCCCCUCCACCGGUGCCAGCCUUCUCCGACUCGGCCGCCUCUUGCCCGCUGGUCUUCAGGGUGGACCCCUUCACGGACUACGGCUCGUCCCUCACCAUCUCCUUGCCCUCAUCUCUGGAACCCCACCAGCCUUUCCAGGUCAUCAUCCGAUACACCACCACCGACGCGCCGGCUAUCUGGUGGCUGGAUCCAGAGCUGACCUAUGGCAUCUCCAAGCCGUUCGUCUUCACCCAGGGCCAUUCCGUGUGCAACCGAUCUUUCUUCCCCUGCUUCGACACGCCUGCUGUAAAAUGUUCCUAUUCUGCCGUUGUUAAGGCACCUGCAGGCAUGCAAGUGCUGAUGAGUGCCACCCAAAGCAGCUACAAGGAACAUGAGGGCGUGUACGAGUUCUACAUGGAAUACCCAGUCCCUGCCUAUCUGGUGGCUCUAGCAGCAGGGGACCUGGUACCUGCUGACAUCGGUCCCAGGAGCAGAGUGUGGGCAGAACCGUGCUUGCUGGAGACGGCUAUCAGCAAACUCUCGGGCAGGGUGGAACAAUGGCUGAGUGCUGCAGAGAGCCUUUAUGGCCCCUACAUAUGGGGACGGUACGACAUUGUUUUCCUCCCUCCCUCCUUCCCCAUUGUCGCCAUGGAGAACCCGUGCCUGACCUUCAUCAUCUCGUCCAUCCUGGAGAGCGAUGAGUUUCUCAUCAUCGAUGUCAUCCAUGAGGUGGCCCACAGCUGGUUCGGCAACGCGGUCACCAACGCCACGUGGGAAGAGAUGUGGCUGAGCGAAGGGCUGGCCACUUACGCUCAGCGCCGGAUCACUACCGAGACCUACGGUGCUGCCUUCACGUGCCUGGAAACCGCCUUCCGCCUUGAUGCUCUUCACAGGCAGAUGAAGCUCCUCGGUGAGGACAACCCCGUCAGCAAGCUUCAGGUUAAGCUGGAGCCAGGUGUGAAUCCCAGCAACCUGAUGAACCUCUUUACAUACGAGAAAGGUUACUGCUUUGUUUACUACCUGUCCCAGCUCUGUGGAGAUGCAGCACGUUUUGAUGCCUUCCUCCGAGCCUACAUUGAGAAGUACAAAUUCACCAGCGUUGUGGCUCAGGAUCUCUUGGACUCCUUCCUGGCUUUCUUCCCAGAACUGAAAGAACAAUGCAUUGAUAGCAAAACAGGACUCGAAUUCGAGCGCUGGCUCAACGCCACAGGCCCUCCUCUAGCCGAGCCGGACUUAUCUCAGGGAUCCAGUCUGACCAGCCCGGUGGAGACGCUCUUCAGCCUCUGGAUGACGGAGCCUCUGGACGUGGCCACUGUAUCCAGCUGCGUUGACAUCACCAAGUGGCAGACGUUCCAAACGGUCCUCUUCCUGGACAGGCUGUUGGACGGCUCGCCACUGCCUCACGAAGUGAUAUCGAAGCUCUCCGAAUGCUACUCUGCCCAGCUGGAUGGCAUGAACGCAGAGAUCCGGAUCCGCUGGCUCCAGAUCAUCGUCCGCAACGACUACUACCCCGACCUUCACAAAGUACGGCUCUUCUUGGAAAACCAGAUGUCCCGGAUGUACACGAUCCCGCUGUACGAAGACCUGUGUGCCGGCACCCUGAAAGCCUUUGCCUUAGAAGUUUUCUACCAGACCCAGAGCCAGCUGCACCCCAACUUACGGAAAACCAUCCAGCAGAUCUUGACGCAGGGCCUGAACCCUCUCCUCGCCAUGGACACGACAGCUGCGGAGGCCUCGGCCCCCGGGCUCGAGGACAAAGCCCCCGAAGCUGCAAACAGGGCCAUUUCUCUCAGGGACGUCAACGUGUCUGCUUAA
Euleptes europaea (tarantolino) is the source of this 2112-nucleotide messenger RNA. It is a transcript of the gene RNPEPL1, whose product is annotated as arginyl aminopeptidase like 1. The transcript is spliced from 12 exons. Gene Ontology annotation, biological process: proteolysis. The record is from RefSeq and is a predicted model, not a curated record. The coding region runs from base 1 to 2112 and encodes 703 amino acids. Gene Ontology annotation, molecular function: zinc ion binding; metalloaminopeptidase activity. Lineage: Eukaryota; Metazoa; Chordata; Lepidosauria; Squamata; Sphaerodactylidae.